AGUUGAAGGAAGACAAGCGCGCGCGCUUCUCGUACACUUGGCGCAUGCGCGCUGUAGAACCUUCGUGCGUGUUUAAGUGUUUUACGUGUAUACUGAAAACAAGAAAUAAACAUGAAGCUCCAUUUUAAAGUGUUCGACAUCAUACCGGCGCGGUUUAGCGUGGCCGUCAUGCUAUUUUUCGCAUGCUGGAUCAAUUACAUGAUGCGAGUGAACAUGAGUGUGAAUAUCAUCGCCAUGGUACCCGAAGAUGACCAAUCUACCUCGGUGAAAAGCGAAUGCGAGGCCAUUGCGAAUAACGACAGCUUAUUAUCAAACGUCAGCGCAACAGUGGUAACAAAGCGGCACUUACGGCAGCCUGAAGGAGUAGUUACGUUCACAUGGACGGCUCAACAGCAAGCGUACGUUCUUUCGGGAUACUUCUGGGGAUACGCUAUAACUUGCUUAAUUGGAGGUACGGCUGCGGAACUGUGGGGACCUAGGAAGGUCGUGUUCAUUACGAUGCUGAUUAGCGCCGUUCUCACUAUUCUUUCACCACUAGCAGCGAGGCUGCACUAUUUGGUGUUAGUAGCCGCCCGUUUCAUCACUGGACUAGCUUCAGGCUUCCUGUUUCCUUCACUACACGCUCUUGUAGCCCACUGGGCUCCUCCAGCAGAAAAAGGCAAAUUUGUUAGUGCUCUAUUGGGCGGUGCCAUUGGAACUGUUGUUACGUGGUCACUAACUGGACCUGUGAUUGAAAACUUUGGUUGGGAUUACGCUUUCUAUAUACCUGGUAUCAUUUCUUUAGUUUGGUGUGCUUUUUGGUGGUUCAUAGUUUAUGAUUCCCCGGUGAAGCAUCCGCGUAUUUCAGACAAUGAGAAGAAAUAUAUUUUAGAUGCAAUUGGCGAUAAAGUAAAUCAAAGCUCCAAGAAUACUAAGAUGGUACCACCGUUCAAGAAGAUAUUAACCUCUUUUCCCUUCUUGGCGAUGGUUGUACUCCACUAUGGCAGCAAUUGGGGCUUUUACUUUGUGAUGACAGCCGCCCCUAAAUUUGUAUCAAGUGCGUUAGGAUUUAACCUAACAUCGACGGGCACACUCUCGUCGUUGCCGUAUUUGGCACGGAUGUUGUUUUCGUUGAUCUUCGGUGCUAUAGGUGACAGGAUCGUAAAACAGAAUGUUGUGUCCACUACAUUCAUGAGAAAGUUCUUCUGUCUCUUCUCUCAUGUAGUACCAGGACUACUUCUGAUUGGCUUGGGAUACACGGGUUGUAAUCCCAUCCUCUCUAUAGCACUUAUCACUUUCGCUAUGGGUUCUAACGGGGCUGCUACCCUAACAAAUCUAGUCAACCACCAGGAUUUGGCUCCCAACUUCGCCGGAACAUUGUACGGUAUUGCAAACGGAAUAGGCAAUACCGCUGGAUUUGUUACUCCUAUGUUAACUGCGCACUUCACUAAAAAUGGGAAUGGAUUUGCGGAAUGGCGGCCGGUAUUCAUCACGGGCGCAUCUUUGUACAUCGCUUCUGCAGUUUACUUUAUUCUGUUCGGCACUGGCGAGACGCAGUCUUGGAACUACGUAGCGCCGGUGGAGGAAGAUGAACAGGACAAAAGACCGAGUGGCAACUCCACUGACACCACUGUCACAAUUCCUGUAAAGACGUAAAAUAAUGAGAGCGAGUUAUAUAACGUUCGCGAUUCAGGAGUCCUUUUCCGUUUACAAACCGCAAUAAUAUUUUAAACAGUUGGUAUUUCGCAACUGUUUAGAUUCCAACGCGGAUUUAUUUUAAAAUCCUCUGGCCAUAAAUAUAGAAAAAGCUUGUUAUUGUAUACAAUGAUUUAAAAAAUAUAUAUUUAUACAGUAAUUGGCACUUGAAGUAACAUAAUAAAAAUAGUGCCAGCCAAAAUCUUGCCUAUUGUUUUAAACAAUGUAGGACAAAUAUAAAAUAAUUAUUAUGGACAGUUUGAAUUAACGCGUGUUGUGAGCGUAGCUUUUAUUUAAAAAUUAUAAUGAUAUUGUGUAUGUCAGUAGUAGUGAUAAAAUCACGUAGCCUUAUACUAUCCUUGUCGUAAUGUUAAAAAUGGACGAAUUGAAAGUAUAGUAAAUAUAUUAAUGUAAAUUAAUUAGGUUUAAGUUUACUUUAAGUAAAAAUUUGAGUUAAUAUUCAACGUCAAUGACUGUGAUGAAUUGUGUAUAUGAGUGAAAAUUAAUUUACCAAUUAAAUUAUUCAAGCAUAUCUAUUAUAUUAUGUUUGUUUCUGUUGUUAUAUUAAUAGUUAAAUUAUUAUUUAAGUGCUAAUUUACCAAGGGUGUGAAGGAAAACAUGAGGAAAGAUUAAGUAUACAAGAAAUAAAACUAUUUCAGCAUACAUAUAUUAUGUGUAGGCCGCCAACGUGCACUAUUAAUGGCGGCGGACUAAUAAGCGGAAAAGUAAAUGGUCACGUUUUCCAUUACUCAAAAAAUUGAGAGGAGACCUGCUUCCAGUAUUUAUUUAUUUAUACUGAAUUGGACACCUUAAUAAAAAGGACUACAAAGGGCGGACUUAAUACCUUUUGGCAUUCUCACACAACCAACCCGGGACGCCUGGAAAUAAUAUGAUAGGUGUCAAAAAUAAAAAGAACGCUAUAGUAAAUGAGAAAUAUAAGUAUAUAUUAUAAAUGCAAACACAUAUAUAACAUAAACUUAUAAAUAAACAUACAACAGAGGUAACCAAAUGGUAUUUAUUCAUGCAGCCUACGAAACGUCCACUGCUGAACAUAGGUCCACCCUAUAGGUUGAUUGUUUGCUACAGUUGCCAAGCUUAUAAUAAUAAAAAAUCUAUUGGUAAAUCCAAUUCUGCAUGCCCUAAGCGCAUUAAAAAAAUUACGUAUAACAUGAUUAUACGGAAUUUUUUUAAUGUACUUAGUUUAAAUACACACAAGUUUUCAGUAAUAACCCUAUUAUACUAAUUUUCCAAUAAUUUUUUGUCAAACUUCAAUUUAAAAAAAGUUUUGAAAAUCCAAAAGUGCACGACUCAUAAUGCUCAUAAUUAAGAUCAUCAUAUCAUCUUUCAGGUCAUUCCAUAAAGUCAAAAACGUAUUUAAUAAUUUUGAUUUGUCAUUGUGUGCGUUAGCUAGUGAAGUACAUUUUACUUACAAGAACUAUCGAAAAAUUAUUGUUAAGGGAGCAC
Messenger RNA from Parnassius mnemosyne (clouded apollo), 3138 nucleotides. NCBI's taxonomy places the organism in Eukaryota, Metazoa, Arthropoda, Insecta, Lepidoptera, Papilionidae. The record is from the annotation of a GenBank genome assembly.